Messenger RNA from Galdieria sulphuraria, 340 nucleotides. RefSeq lists its product as uncharacterized. The transcript has 2 exons. NCBI's taxonomy places the organism in Eukaryota, Rhodophyta, Bangiophyceae, Galdieriales, Galdieriaceae. The coding region runs from base 28 to 267 and encodes 79 amino acids. The record is from RefSeq and is a predicted model, not a curated record.
AACUAUUGUGUAAUUUCCAAUUGGACUAUGAUGAGAAGAAUUGCUAUGUAUUGUCUCAUUUCUACUGGAGGUGUAGUAUCUUGUAGUGAAUUUCAGACUUUCUGUGACCCUAUUUCGACUCGAUCUCAGAAUCUUCCUUUGUUAGCCUCUCAAAAACCUUGGAAAACUGCUUCACAAAGUGUAAAAAGGUCGUUUUCCAGUUUCAGUGGAAAUAAUUCUGUUGGCUUUCUGUGUAAGAACUAUAGCCUUUCUUUCUGUGCAAAAUAGGCUCAAGGAAUAGUCUUUAUGCCACUGUGAACUGCAAAGAAGAAAUAAUUAUAUACUCAACCCUAGAGUUGGA